Messenger RNA from Chenopodium quinoa (quinoa), 1966 nucleotides. RefSeq lists its product as uncharacterized. Bases 1 to 1329 code for a protein of 442 amino acids. The record is from RefSeq and is a predicted model, not a curated record. NCBI's taxonomy places the organism in Eukaryota, Viridiplantae, Streptophyta, Magnoliopsida, Caryophyllales, Amaranthaceae. The transcript is spliced from 8 exons.
AUGCCGGUACACCCCGAAACCCCCACCUUUUCGAAGCUUUCUCCUGGACUCCGCAUCGUCGGCGGCAGGCGAAAUCGGGAGAAAGGAGCAGCAAUGAUCAAGAAUCUCGGGGAAAAAUCUGAGUUUGUUGAGGUUGAUAUUAAUAAUGUGGAAAAAAUAAAGGCUGCUUUACAAGGAAAUUAUUAUCAGAGCAACGAAAACAAUGAUGUUACUAUCAACAAUGAUGGACAGUUUUUUGCUGAUAAUCCUCAACUCCAAUCCUCUGACUAUCUUCCGAGACUUGGCGUAGAGAGUGCUAAACGUGAAAGUAAACUUGGGUUGAAGCUGACCAAGACACCAUCAUUGGUGAAUUUGCUAAGUAAUGCUCUUCCAACGGAAAAGCUCAAGGCUGCUAAUUUUCCUGCUAUGUCUCUCCACAUUGGCCCUUGGAUGAGAGUCUCAAGGCAUGAAGGAGAAUUGAUAGCCAAGUGCUACUUCAAAAAACGGCAAUUAGUUUGGGAAGUUUUAAAUGGCAACUUGAAGAGCAAGAUUGAGUUUCAAUGGUCUAACAUUGCAGCCAUUAACGCUACGUUUGAUGCUGAUGGCGGUCCAGCAGUUCUUGAUGUCAUGUUGGAAAAGCCUCCUUUGUUCUUCCGCGAAAUCAAGCCACAACCUAGAAAGCAUACGAAUUGGGAACAAUCUGAAGAUUUCACAGAUAAACAAGCUUCUUUGAUAAGGAAACAUAAACUUGUAUUUGCCCCUGGAAUCUUGGAAAAGCAUUACUUCAAAAUUAUACAAGCUGACUCUAAGUUGCAUCAUAUAAGCCAACAACCUUUCCCAUAUCAAGCUAGUAUAUACUUCAACGAAAUUCACUUCUCAAACCAGCUUUGCUACAAUAAUCUCCCUGCCGCUAUUCCUCCACAAAUUCCUACAAAUCAUCCUUCAGUUAUGGAUUUUGCAAGCCAUACCACAAGUGCAAAUUAUCCAAUUCAUCAAGAUCUUUCACCCAACAACAAUGAUCUUCAAUUCGCAAUUUCAUCAUCUAUGAGCCAAGAGAGUAGUGCACGUUUUCAGCAAGCCGGGUUAGCAUAUCCAUAUAUAAAUGAUAUUCCCGUGACAAAUGAUGUAGAAUUAAAUCCAUUAGGUUAUCUGCUACCAUUUGAUUGUCUACAACCAAUGGAUGCAGUAGAGAGUUGUCUUCAGUACAUGGGAGAUUCGUCUCAUCAUUCAAGUUACGACUAUGAGGAUAGCAUUGCUGAUCAGCAUCAAUCAAUAAGCCAUGAAUAUCAAAGUCAUCAACAUUACGAUUUUCAUAAUUACAAUCAAGAGGACAUCAAUGGCUUAAGAUGAUUAAUACUCCCUCCGUAUUUUAUUACUUGCUCCACUUUUCUUUUGCGACCGUAUUUAAUAUUUUGCUCCAUUUCCUUUUUUGGAAACUUAUAACAAUAUUUCAUCAUUUUGAACUAUCCUGCAAUGCAUUAAAUUACAUGCAUAUGCUAUGGUAGAUCAGGUUUGGAGCUAGGGAAAUCUUUGAAGUAGCUAAACACUAUUUGAAUAAGAAGUGUGAGAAAUUAUGUACUCCCUCCACCCGAGGUUAUCUGCAACAUUUGUCAAAAAAGGGUGCUUUGUAUUAUUUGCAACAAAUUUUUUUCUUUCCUUUUUGGGUAAUAUUUAACUAUUAAUUACCCCCUAUUACCCACUUUUUUGGUUAGUGGUGACAAAAUACCUGAGUCCGAAUUGCGAACUGGUGCAGUCCGAUGCCGGAAACUUCACCACCACCACUACCUCCGCCGAAUCCGUCAUCGCCGUCCAUCACUUUUUCUUUCCUCUUUUUCUCUUACUUAAGUCGAAUUCAAAAGGGCAAACAUAUUUAGAGAAAAUUAGCUCAAUUUAUUAUAGAUUAGAGAUAUUUAUUGUAAAAGAUAUAUUUACGGAUUACACACACACAAAAAAAAAAAAAAAAAAAAAAAAAAAAAAAAAAAAAAAA